Molecule: messenger RNA, 3171 nt
Organism: Papilio machaon (common yellow swallowtail)
Lineage: Eukaryota; Metazoa; Arthropoda; Insecta; Lepidoptera; Papilionidae
Product: serine/arginine repetitive matrix protein 1
Exons: 3
Coding region: 1-3156 (1051 amino acids)
Source: RefSeq, a predicted model, not a curated record
AUGGCUGCCAGCGGCGCGCCCGAACGGCGGCCGCGACGCGGGCCCGCGCCUAUCGCCUCCUUUGACCACGACGUUUCGGAAGAGUCCAGUCCUGAGACUAAGCAGACCUUUCGGCUUCCGGAAAUUCGAGAGGACUCAGCGGGCACGUCAUCAAAAGCCGAAGCCCAGACGAGCUGCAACUCUCUCGCACCGCCUGAGCAGCGCGCUCGCUCGCAUUCCUCGCCGGCAGUGCAUGGCGGCACGACUGGCGGCGCGGUGGGUGGCCUGCAGACUCCUUCGGCGCCGCGUAUCGACAUCUCGCGCGCCUCCAGCUCCAGCCACCAAGAUUCGCGCGACAGCUCUCCUGAGCUCGCGCUUUUUACCGGUGGCACGGAAGGGGGCAGCGCACGUCUAGAGUUGGGCUUUCGUGAAGAUGGAGCACUGGAACUUCGCUCAUCUACAGAGGAACUGGCCUUCCUGGAGGGUGCUCCGGGUGAAAGCCGACCCGCGCCCCCGCCCUCCGUGUCCCGCCGCCACUCGCGCAAGGAUAGCCAAAGCUCAGAGGCGGCACUAUUGGCCGUGUCGGGCCGAACGAGCCGCCUCUCCAGCGUCGGCUCGCAGUGCUCCGCGCACUCGGCGCUGUCAGCUUUCAGCCACACCAGUCGCGUAUCUCAUCUUUCCGUGGUAUCGGGCACGUCGCGGUCUCCGUCGCCUCACAAAAUGUUACUGGAGACCUCUUUCUGUGGACCGAAACCGAUCGAAACCGAUCCAGAAAUUUGUGCCGCCGCCGUGGAGGAGCGACUUCUCGAAAUCGCAAAGUUAACCUCCGAUCCCAUUCCGACACUUCUCUCAUCGCGGUCUUCGGCGCCGGAGUCUGUUUCGGUAGUCGCUGAGAUUUCCGCUCCUUCCACUACUCCGCUUACAUCGACACCCACGUCCACCACGCCCGCAACAGGGACUCAAGAGGCCGUUCCAGAACCUUUAGAUGCCCGAGAUCAUCGUGAAGUACGUACGGAAGUAACCGUGGAGAGCACGCGUCCCCCCAACACACCGCGAUUAACUUCGCCGGCCGCGCCACUCGCGAUACCACUUGUGGCCCCGGCAAGGCGUGCUACUUGUUCCAACAUCUUAGAUGAAGAUAAACGACAGAAAGAAACGCUAAAUAGAGCCCGCGUGGAAGAGAGACGUGCUCGGUCGAGGGAACGCAGUGAACAAUCACAGUCCGAAAAGUGUAAAAGCAACAAUCGUUCCAAGGAUAUAAUCCGAAUUAAAUUGAAGCCCGACCACGAGUACGACGACGAGGAUGACGACGAUGAGAGCGAAAGAACGCUUGUGGGGGGCGAACAGGCGCGCAAGCCCGCUACCCUCGAGCUACGGCAGCGCUCGGCGGCGGGCAGUCCGGCGCCGACACGGCCGCGCGACUGCCGCACGCCCUCACCACUGGGAGCUCCCGUCUCGCGCAAAUCUUCCUUUUGUUCCUUAUUUAAAUCUCGUGAAACAAUCGCCUCGCCAGAAUCGCCAUGUGACGUGCUACGUAGGAAAAAAAGUUUAAACGAGGGCCGGUCCCGUAGCAAAAGCCGCGACAGAUCUACCACGCCCACGUCGGCCUCGAAAAUUAAAGGUUCCGUGCUGUCCUUGUUUAAAACUCCGAAAAAGAGUGGCACGUCGCCUUCACCGACCUCGAGAGACGGCUCGCCCGGAGUGCAGCCGCAGCGAUCGUUCCCGCAUCAACACGUGGAUAAAUCGAUCCGAGGUGAAAAGCUCAAAUAUUACGAGGACUCCAAGGAUGGUAUUAUUCAUAUUCCAUUGCGUACACCGUCGGAUGAGAUAUGCAGUCCCAGCGCGGCGGCGACUUCGGGCCCGGUGGGCGAAGAGCGGCAGAACGCAGCCGCGGCGAGCUGUCAGCCGCGGGGAGCAGUGCGCCCCUCUUCCGCCCCGCAGCCGCGCCCACCACCCGAACGGCCACAAUCCACGGCUUCGACGAGCACCGUCAGGAAACCUACCAAGCGUACCGUUCUGCCCGACGGGAGUAUUAUUAUACCGUUACAUUCACCGACUGAAAAGACUGCAGAGGACGUACAGACGCCGAAUAUCACGACGUCUCCCGGCACAAAUGAACCGUCACCGGAGCGAGCCAGUCCGCCCGGUGCCGCACUCAGUGGUGAUAGAUGCGAUUCCGCCGCACUACACGACGACACCGCACCGAGACCGGAGCGAGCGUCCGGUCCCGUUCCCUCCGAAGCUGCACGCGUUCUUGACGAUGAAUACAGGAAACGAAGGGAACGCAUAAUUUUUACAACACACGUCGGAAGCAGAGAACAAGUAUUCUGCACCCAAUUCAGUAUUACUAAAACGCCCAGUGUAACGAGUGAAAUAUCGGAGUCGAUCAAGAGCUUCGUCGAUAGCGAGGAAACACGUAUUGGCUUGCGCGACACCCACAUCGCAGCCGAGUCGCCGGUCGAGUACCCGUCGCCCCACGAUGAAGGGACCACGCCGCCCUGCGACGGCGGAGUCACGCCGGAACGCGACUCCUCCGGGUCGGAGGCCGACGAGGCGGAGCACGUGGUGCGCAGCGCCAGCGAGGUGGAGCGCCGCGGGCUCGUCGUGCAAGAGUCCUUCGAGGAAGAGUUGCCGUUUGUGCCGACUACGUUGCCUUCGGAGCGGUCCCUCGCGCUGCCCAUGGUGCCGGUACGCGAGCGCAGUGGCGUGCGCGUGGCGGGCGUGCAGCGUCCGCGAGCGCCCCGCCCCGCCGCCGCCCCGCCCGCCCCGCCUCCGCCCCGUGCACCGCCCGCCGAGCCCCCCUCGCCCCCGGCGCCCCCCGGGGGACCGCCCGACAAGCUGCGCAUCAGACUGCCGCGUCGCACGCGCACUGCCUCAGCGUCCGCGCCACCACGCCCCGAGCGCCCCCGCACCAGUAGUGGAGGAGAUGAAAUCUUAGUCGCGAGCGAGAUGCGGAAGAAGGCGGAUUGGAUAGACUUCGAGGAUGUGCCGGAGCGUCGGAAGCAGCCGAAGAGAAUACAGACGUUGCCCGCACCGCAGCGGACGGGCGCAGCAAGUGCGGGGCCGCAGUACGCCGCGCCGGAGCAGUGCCGCUGCGAGUGCCACGCGCGUCGAGAUGACGAGCUGCCGUUGUUGGCCGCAGAAGACCCGCCCGACGACCCGAGGUGCCAGACUUAAUUGUAACGGCAUGCA